CUUGGUCGGGCUUGUAGUUUUUCACCUUAUAAAUUCUCCAUAUAAAAUUGCAGUGUAGACAGAUCAGAAAAAUCAAUGUUAUCAGAGAUGGAAUAUUUCAAGAAAUCCCAAAUGGUUCAUCUAAUUCUCUUGCUUCUAGCUGGGCUAACAUGCGUGUCUUCUAGCCUCCCUAGUGAGUACUCUAUAGUUGGCAAUGACUUGAGUGAGCUUCCACCAGAUGAAAGCAUCAUUGAAAUCUUUCAACGAUGGAGAGAUAGGCACCAGAAGGUUUACAAACAUGCAGAAGAGGCAGAGAAGAGGUUCGGGAAUUUUAAGAGGAACUUGAAAUAUAUAAUUGAGAAAACAGGAAAGGAAACAACUCUGAGGCAUAAAGUGGGGUUGAACAAAUUUGCUGAUUUGAGCAAUGAGGAGUUCAAGGAACUUUAUCUGUCAAAGGUGAAGAAACCCAUCAACAAAAGGAGGUUUGAUGCAGAAGACAGGAGUCGGAGAAACUUGCAGUCGUGCGAUGCACCUUCCAGCUUGGAUUGGAGGAAGAAGGGAGUUGUCACUGCUGUUAAGGACCAAGGAGACUGCGGAAGUUGUUGGUCAUUCUCCACAACUGGAGCCAUAGAAGGAAUAAAUGCCAUUGUCACUAGCGACCUCAUUAGCCUCUCAGAGCAAGAGCUUGUAGACUGUGAUACAACCAAUUAUGGGUGUGAAGGAGGCUAUAUGGACUAUGCUUUCGAAUGGGUUAUAAACAAUGGUGGAAUCGAUACAGAAGCUAAUUAUCCGUAUACAGGAGUUGAUGGUACCUGCAACACAGCCAAGGAGGAAAUAAAAGUUGUAUCCAUUGACGGGUAUAAAGAUGUAGAUGAAACGGACAGUGCACUCUUGUGUGCUGCUGCUCAACAACCCAUUAGUGUUGGUAUGGAUGGUUCUGCGAUAGAUUUCCAACUAUAUACUGGUGGAAUCUAUGAUGGUGACUGCUCUGAUGAUCCAGAUGACAUUGAUCAUGCUGUUUUGAUAGUUGGCUAUGGUUCAGAAAAUGGUGAAGAUUAUUGGAUAGUGAAGAAUUCGUGGGGCACAUCAUGGGGAAUUGAAGGAUAUUUCUAUAUAAAGAGGAACACUGAUUUACCUUAUGGUGUAUGUGCAAUCAAUGCAAUGGCCUCAUAUCCAACAAAAGAAGCUUCUGCACCAUCUCCAACUAGUCCUCCAUCGCCUCCGUCGCCACCGCCACCGCCUCCACCUCCACCUCCACCAACACCAGUGCCACCUCCCCCCUCCCCUCAACCAAGUGACUGUGGAGACUUCUCCUACUGCCCGAGUGAUGAGACUUGCUGUUGCAUUCUUAAGGUCUUUGAUUACUGUCUUGUCUACGGUUGCUGUGCAUAUGAGAAUGCUGUUUGCUGCGCCGACUCUGUGUACUGCUGUCCCAGUGAUUACCCCAUUUGUGAUGUUGAAGAAGGGCUCUGCAUCAAGGGCCAGGGAGAUUAUCUGGGAGUGGCUGCAAGCAAACGACAUAUGGCUAAGCACAAGUUUCCCUGGACCAAGUUGCAGGAAAGAACGAAAACGGACCACCGUGUUCUACAGUGGAAGAGGAACCCCCUCGCUGCAAUGCGCUGAAGAAAAUGGAACAUAUGAAUGUCGUCGUUGCUCUUGCCACCACGUCUUUUCCUUUUGCAGGCAUUUGGCCAUGUUCUUAUGCACGCAGCAGGUAAAAGCAGAACAAAGACGGUACAGGGGAAGACGAUACAAGGGAAACUAUGUUUUUUCCGAUCUUCUGGGACAAGAAUUUCAAUUCUCAUUGGGACUUUGUUCUUUAAAUAUUUUUUUUUCUUGAGUCAUAUUUACUGUUGUGUUGCUACUAAAUCUCUUUCCCAAUUUUAUAAACAACUGGACUAGUCCAAGCCAUUGAAUCCUUGGCCGUAAA
Molecule: messenger RNA, 1909 nt
Organism: Populus euphratica (Euphrates poplar)
Lineage: Eukaryota; Viridiplantae; Streptophyta; Magnoliopsida; Malpighiales; Salicaceae
Product: low-temperature-induced cysteine proteinase-like
Exons: 5
Coding region: 76-1602 (508 amino acids)
Biological process (GO): proteolysis
Molecular function (GO): cysteine-type peptidase activity
Source: RefSeq, a predicted model, not a curated record